This is a messenger RNA of Rodentolepis nana, 2196 nucleotides long. The record is from the annotation of a GenBank genome assembly. Lineage: Eukaryota; Metazoa; Platyhelminthes; Cestoda; Cyclophyllidea; Hymenolepididae.
AUGAUUAAAUCGGGGAUCCUGACCCUACGGACGGCUUCCCUUUGUCAGUUGCAAGCAUAUUUUUCUCUUCGCCCAUACACCCGUGAGCAACGGUUAAUCAAAGCUUAUCAGAAACAGGAAGAACGUCUCAAGCGCCUUGAACUCCGACUUAACGAUCUUCCUAUUGUUUUUCAAUCCUCACAGAAUGCCCCAAAAUUGACUUCUAUGCAAAUUGCCGUUGAUUCAUCCACAACUAAUUUCAAACCUCCCGAAACGCAACAUGAGAUUUCUUCACAGAAGGAAUUACUUGAUCAAGAAUCGCUUAAUCGCAUUUAUAACCUCUCGGAUAAAAAAUCUACCACAGUUUUGCAAACGUGUUGCGCUGGUUGUGGUGCCAAUAUUCAUUGUGGAACACCUGGUGCCCAUGGUUUUCUUCCAGAACCGGAAGUUUUGGAACUAAUGCGUAACGAAACUCCUCGACGUGGCCGAAAGCAGCCUAACACUCUCCCUGUCAUUUGUGUACAUUGUCAGCUGGUGAAUCAGCACAAGUCUGCUCUGAAUCAUUCCCUUCCUUCUUCUGAGUAUGAGAAACUGGUUUUGUCUGAAUUGAAUGGUCAAGAAAACACAACUAUUCUCCUUGUUGCUGAUAUGACUAAUCUUCCCCAUUCCCUUGUCCCCCUCAAACUUGAACGCCCUUCUACACACAAGAUUGUUCUAAUUGGAAAUAAAGUAGACCAGCUGCCAAUUGAUGGACCGAAAUAUCAUUCAAGGUGGAGCGAUAUCCUUCUAAAAGCAUUUGCCGAAACAUCAGAAAUUGAUGAUAGUCAUGUCUCAUAUGUUGCCUUGGUUAGUGCACUUACGGGUUACGGAAUAAACAAGUUAUUGGACUUCCUACUUUCAAAGAGAUUUAACAUUUAUGAAAAUCCUGUUUAUAUAGUUGGUUCUACAAAUACUGGUAAAUCGAGUUUGUUCAAUCGAUUGCUUCUCUCGGAUUUCUGUAAAUCUGAAGCCAGGGAAUCUAUUCAUCGAGCUACUGUCUCCUAUUGGCCAGGCACGACUGCUGGUUUAUUAAAGUUUCCUCUGUCUCGGAUGACCUAUGUCAAACGGGCUCUUCGCGAUCAGGCCAUAUAUACUGAGAUGCAUAGUCAUGAACGGGCGGCGAAAGUUCAAAUGAAAGAACUUUACGGAUAUUUACUACUUGGAGUGGAAACUAGAUGGCUCUAUGGUAGUUGUGCCAAUUACAUCCCUGUUGCAUUGCCUUUAGAGGAUGAAACUAGUUUCACUCUGACCUCCUCUAACAUCACUGAUCAAGCAGAUCGGGUUCGCAAUAGCUUUCAGGAUCUCUCCCUUCAUCCCACCUAUAGUUUUCGUGGUGAUGCCAUUGAAGAAGCAGAUAUGGGCCUGCGGAGUCUAAUCCGAAAGGAAAUUGGCGUCGAGGCUGUUUUGGAUAGUGGAGAUCGCUUACUGGUUUCUGGAACCAUUGAUUCGAGAAGCUUCAAUCAAAAGGCCUGGUGUUAUGACACUCCUGGUCUGGAAAGUUCUGAACAGAUUCUAAACUUUCUAACUGAUGAUCAAUUGGUUGAGUACUUGGCCCUGACCAAUGGUCGUAAACGCGAUUACCAUCGGCCAGAAAAACGCUUCAUCCUUCCGAGGACUUUUGUCCUUAAACCAGGUCUGUCAAUGCUGUUAGGCAGAUUGGGCAGAAUAGAUGUUCUUGCGUCGAACGGCCCGGUUUAUCUCACUGCUCAUACGCGUUUGCCAAUACACAUAGUUGACACAGAUAAUGUGAUCUCCUAUUUGUCAGAGUACGCCACUUUUCUCGGUCCUGGUGCCCCAUACUCAGAAACCUCUGGAAAUGACUCUGAUUCGCAUUCUAUUCCCUCAAUGAAACCAGUUGAUAUUGAACCCAUUCAACCGGUCGAUCUGGAAGCAUCAGUUGCUGAUGUUGUCUUAUCUGGAGCAGGUUGGGUCUCUGUUGCUGGCGUAAGGGAGCCAAUGACUGGCUAUGGAAAGGCAGAGGAAGCGAAUUCCUCCUCUACUGGAGGGGAUUAUGGUAUCAGUUUGAGAGCUUGGACGCCCGGUGGUGUUGGUGUGAGCCUUCGAUCAUCUGCUUUACUGCCUUUUGCAAUUAGAAGACGUGGGGAACGUCUUCUCUACUUGCGUGAAUUUUCGGGUCUUCCAUCGAAUGCUCCAUUCGCUUCACAUUCACCCCCUUGA